AUGUCCCAGCAAGCAGAUACCUCCCAGUGUGGUGGGGUUAUGGUUGAGCUGGACUCAGAAGACAUUAGGGAUGAACAGGCCAAAAAAACAAGGAGCAUACCAGGUUCAGCUCUUACCUACCUCAAGGGGCCCAAGUUUCUCAUCUAUGUCACUGAAGCAUUGUCAAUGUGGGGUGACCGCAUGUGGCAUUUUGCAAUCUCUGUGUUCUUGAUUGAGCUGUAUGGACGUAACCUGCUGCUGACUGCCGUGUUUGGACUAGUCGUGGCCGGAUCGGUGCUCCUACUGGGACCUUUGAUUGGAGACUGGGUUGAUCGCAAUCCGAGGAAUAAAGCUGCACAUGCGUCUCUUUUUCUUCAGAACAUUUCAGUGACCGCGUGUAGCAUUGUGCUCAUGUUGGUGUUCUCAUAUAAGCAGAUGAUUGAAGAGAUGUGGGACGGAUGGCUUACUGUGGUUUGUUAUACGGUGGUGAUCAUCCUGGCAGAUGUGGCAAACCUCGCAAGCACAGCACUUACCAUCACGAUCCAGAGUGACUGGAUUGUAGUUAUCACAGGCUACAACAGAGGUCACCUGGCUGGGAUGAAUGCAACCAUGAGGCGGAUAGAUCAGGUGACAAACAUCCUGGCCCCACUAGCAGUCGGGCAGGUCAUGACCCUGGCCUCCAACGUAGUUGGCUGUGGCUUCAUCCUGGGGUGGAACCUUGUGUCUCUCACAGUGGAAUUCAUCUUCUUGUCCCGGGUGUACCGUAUCGUCCCUGCUCUUUCAGUCAAACCACCAGGGAUAGAGCUGGCUGACAUGUACCUGCAGAGGAUGGAGAGGAGAAGGCCAGUAGGGAAAGAUAAGGCUGGAAAACUUCAGCCAGUGCCAGAAGUAGUUUCCCAGCUUCCUCUGUGUUCCCGGAGGUUGUGCCGGGUGGUGAGCACCUGUAAGGAAGGCUGGAGAGCGUACUAUCACCAGUCCAUCUUUCUGGCAGGCAUGGGUCUGGCUUUCCUCUACACCACUGUCCUGGGGUUUGACUGCAUCACCGCUGGCUAUGCCUAUACGCAGGGUAUCAGCGGCUCACUCCUUAGUCUGCUGACGGGCAUGUCAGCUAUCACAGGGCUGAUGGGCACCGUGAUGUUCACCAGACUGAGGAAGACAUAUGGUCUGGUUAACACUGGCAUCAUCUCCAGCUGCCUCCACCUGAGCUGUUUAAUGCUGUGUGUUUGUUCUGUAUUUGCCCCGGGCAGCCCUGUGGAUCUGAGUCUGUUGAUGCCUUAUAUUACUACCAACUCUACUGAGCUCAGAGGGAUUGGUCAAAGGCAAAAAGGUACUUUUUCUCUGAGGGGAGGCAUCAAUCAGCCACUGCUUCCUGACCGCUCUUCGAUCCACUGGACCAACAACACUGUGCUUUUUGACAAUGUAUCAUCUGAUGCAGAGCCAGAAUCCUACAUCUCCAUUAUCUUACUGUUCAUGGGUGUUAUCACAGCACGCAUUGGUCUGUGGUCCUUUGACCUGACAGUGACCCAGCUACUGCAGGAGAACAUCUGUGAGUCAGAGAGGGGUGUAGUAAAUGGCGUGCAGAGCUCCAUGAAUUACCUGAUGGACCUGCUCCACUUCAUCAUGGUCAUCUCAGCACCUCAGCCUCAGCACUUUGGCAUUCUAGUUAUCAUUUCUGUCUUGUUCAUCACCACCGGCCACACCAUGUACUUCUUCUAUGCACACAAAACCAAGAGAAAACACAGCCUAGAUACAUAA
Molecule: messenger RNA, 1734 nt
Organism: Thalassophryne amazonica
Lineage: Eukaryota; Metazoa; Chordata; Actinopteri; Batrachoidiformes; Batrachoididae
Product: solute carrier family 40 member 1
Exons: 8
Coding region: 1-1734 (577 amino acids)
Biological process (GO): iron ion transmembrane transport
Cellular component (GO): membrane
Molecular function (GO): iron ion transmembrane transporter activity
Source: RefSeq, a predicted model, not a curated record